Oncorhynchus nerka (sockeye salmon) is the source of this 5428-nucleotide messenger RNA. RefSeq names its product transmembrane protein 161B (gene tmem161b). NCBI's taxonomy places the organism in Eukaryota, Metazoa, Chordata, Actinopteri, Salmoniformes, Salmonidae. The transcript has 12 exons. The coding region runs from base 221 to 1690 and encodes 489 amino acids. The record is from RefSeq and is a predicted model, not a curated record.
CUUAGCGUGACCUCUAUUGCAGUUGAAAACAUUUGGGAACCGAGCUUGAAUGAAUUGGUCAUUGAAAUAUAAUUGCAGCAGUUUGAUUUAUAAAUUAAUUAAUCUUAAAUAUCACCAACUUCAGAAAGGCUUAUGUGCUCCGCGCCGCUCGAUUUCCGACUCGGGGAGCUUAGUGUGACAGUUGUCGGCGUUAAGUCCAUUUCAGCACAACUGCAUCAACAUGGGGGUGAUCGGUGUGCAGCUGGUGGUUACUAUGGUAAUGGCCAGUGUAAUUCAGAAGAUCAUUCCUCAUUAUUCCUUUGCAAGAUGGCUACUCUGCAGUGGCAGUCUGCGGUGGUACCAGCACCCUACGGAAGAUGAGUUGAGGAGCCUUGCCGGAAAGCAACAAAAAACUAAGAGCAAGAAAGACCGGAGGAACAAUGGCCACAUAGAGAACAAGCCUCUGACCAUUCCCAAGGACAUAGACCUGCAGCUGGAGACCAAGUGCAUCACAGAAGUGGACACGUUAGCGUUGCACUACUUCCCAGAGUUCCAGUGGCUGGUGGACUUCACGGUGGCUGCCACAGUGGUGUAUCUGAUCACAGAGCUGUACUACACAGUGGCCCAGCCCUCUGGGGAGAUGAACAUCAGCGUGGUGUGGUGCCUGCUCGUCCUCGCCUUCGUCAUUAAGACCCUGUUCUCCCUGACGGCCUUCUACUUCAAGCUGGAGGAAGGUGGCGAGCGCUCGCUCUGCAUCACCUUCGCUUUCUUCUUUUUUGUCAAAGCCAUGGCCAUCCUCAUCGUCACUGAGAACUACCUGGAGUUUGGCCUGGAGACAGGUUUUGCAAAUUUCUCUGAAAGUGCCACACAGUUUUUGGAAAACCAGGGGUUAGAGUCCCAGGGUCCCAUAUCUAAACUCACCUUUAAGCUGAUCCUGGCCUUGCUCUGCUCUCUGAUUGGUGCAUUCCUCACCUUUCCCGGCCUACGAUUGGCUCAAAUGCACCUGGACGCCCUCAACCUGACCACAGCCAAAGUCACACAGACUUUGCUUCAUAUCAACUUCCUUUCCCCUCUUAUUAUGGUACUGCUGUGGGUGAAGCCUAUAACCAAGGACUACCUCCUGAAUCCUGCCCUGGGGAAGGAGAGUAUGCCUUUGAUGACUGAAGAGACCUAUGACACGUUGCGGUUGUGGGCCAUCCUGCUGCUGUGUGUACUGCGCCUGGCCAUGAUGAGGCACCACCUCCAGGCCUACCUCAACCUGGCCCAGAAGGGCGUGGAGCAGAUGAAGAAGGAGGCGGGACGCAUCAGCACCAUUGACCUGCAGAAGAUGGUGGCCCGUGUUUUCUACUACCUAUGUGUAAUCGCACUGCAGUAUAUGGCACCCUUGGUGAUGUUGCUGCAUACAACCUUCCUGCUAAAAACCCUAGGUGGACACUCCUGGGGGGUGUACUCUGAGGAAGACCUCCCCUGCCCAAUGGAGAUUAACUCUGACCCUGCUGUGGUUGCAGCAGCAACUGCAGCUCCAGGGCUGGCUGUGGUGGCCCAGGCAUCGGUGGUCCAGCUGUCGGUGGCCCUCGGGGGCCUGCGAACAGUGUUCACCCCCCUGCUUUUCCGUGGCCUCCUCUCCUUCCUCACCUGGUGGAUCGCUGCCUGCCUCUUUUCCACCUCCAUCUUCGGCCUCUUCUACCACCAGUAUCUCAUGGCGGCAUAGCAGCAUUCCCCCAGGGUCAGGGUGGUGUCCCACUGGGCUCUGUUCCAGCCCCGUUCAGAAACGACUGUGUGGGGCAGGGCUCUAAGGACAACCAUUCUCCUCUCCCACAGCCACGUCACUCAUGACCAUAUCUCCAGAGAACCCCUGGUUCACCCCCCAGUGCUUCCUUCAUGGAUGACUCUUAACUUGACUUUUACUACCUUUUUAUUUUGAGAGCAGGAUUCACAAAUCCUUAACAAAAAGACACUAAUAUAAAUGAGAGUAAAUGGUAAUAUUUAUGUGCGUACAGUCUUAAACAGAGCAGCAGAGAACCUUGUGGUGGUGGUGGUGGGGGGCUGUGGAUGUUGUAAAGGGAUGUGUGAACUAAAGCAGCCAAUAAGAGGUCACCACUGCGAUGCUUGUCCUACUGGAGAAGGAGGGGACACCUCACUGGGAGAGUCCCUGCUGAGAUCCCGUCACUUGAAACUGUUAAAUUUAAAUAUGUCUAACUGGCUACCAAGGACGAACAUGGGUUUUUAAAUGUACGUUCCUUAUGAUUUCUGAAAUAUUUUAUCCCCCCUUUACUGUCCCUGGUACAAACUGAGCCAUACUGGAAGAGCUGAGAGAAACGUGUGCCCCUUCUGACCAGUUGUGACGACAGUCAGGGAGGGCAGCAACACACAGGCCUUGGUCAAGGGAAUGGUACGUGUGAAUGUGAGUAAGAUCCCUGCUGUUAGGUUGGUGUACAACUAAAAGGGCAUUUUGAUCAAUAGGAGAAGUGUCAAGUCAAAUGCCAAUUGUAAGCUACAGCCUCUUUCCUCCACCCUCCCCUGUCCCCGUCCACCCCUUGUAGAGCCAGUAGGGAAACUACCAUUUUUAGGUCUUCUGUUUUUGUUUCAUGGAUCAAAUUGUGAAUUUAGAAAUGUGUUUUUAUUUGAAUGAGCUGCCAAGUAAGAGUGACCCCUCCAGUGGGCUGUAAGAUUUGAUGACUGAUAGUUUUACAGCAACAAUGCGGCCUUCUGUCUUCAGAGUCCCCAUGAGGAACCAAUAGAGCACAAGUGUGUACUCAGAACAAGAUAUGCACAAGUGUAUAUGUACAGACUUUCAUAGGCUUACUGACACUCUCUCACACACACACACACACACACACAUAGUCACAAGCUCAAACACAGGGAUAAUUGUCCAGCCCGUUCAGGAGUAAAGAACAGUUGUCUGGACAGAGUGGUAUACUACAUAGCACGGUCAAUGAGUUAGCCAGAUAACUUUGUCAAACAGUUUAUUUAAUGGUUCAUUGAGAAAGCUAAACAUAGAUACAGUACCAGUCAAAAGUUGGACACACCUACUCAUUCAAGGGUUUUUCUUUAUUCUUACAAUUUUCUACAUUGUAGAAUAAUAGUGACGACAUCAAAACUAUGAGAUAACACAUGGAAUUAUGUAAUAACAAAAUAAGUGUUAAACAAAUCAAAAUAUAUUUCAGAUUCUUCAAGGUCGCCACCUGUUGCUUUGAUGACAGCUUUGCACACUCUUGGCAUUCUCUCAACCACCUUCACCUGGAAUGCUUUUCCAACCAUCUAGAGUGAGUUUCCACAUAUGCUGAGCACUUGUUGGCUGCUUUUCCAUCACUCUGUGGUCCAACUCAUCCCAAACAAUCUCAAUUGGGUUGAGGUUGGGUGAUUGUGGAGGCCAGGUCAUCUGAUGCAGCACUCCAUCACUCUCCUUCUUGGUCAAAUGGCCCUUACACAGCCUGGAAGUGUGUUGGGUCAUUGUCCUGUUCAAAAACAAAUGAUAGUCCUACCAUGCUUCACGGUGGGAGCCACACAUGUGGAGAUCAUCCGUUCUACUCUGCGUCUCACAAAGACACGGCAGUAGGACAGAUUUCCAUCGUUCUAAUAUCCGUUGCUCGUGUUUCUUGGACCAAGCAAAUCUUUUCUUAUUAUUGGUGUCCUUUUAGUAGUGGUUUGUUUGCAGCAAUUCGACCAUGAAGGCCUGAUUCACACAGUCUCCUCUGAACAGUUGAUGUUGAGAUGUGUCUGUUACUUGAACUCUGAAGCAUUUGUUUUGGCUGCAAUCCGAGGUGCAGUUAACUCUAAUGAACUUAUCCUCUGCAGCAGAGGUAACUCUGGGUCUUCCAUUCCUGUGGCGAUCCUCAUGAGAGCCAGUUUUAUCAUAGCGCUUGAUAGUUUUUGCGAUGGAACUUUUUAUAUAUUUAAAAAACACUUUUACCCCUUUUUCUCCCCAAUUUUGUGGUAUUCAAUUGGUAGUUAGUCUUGUCUCAUCGCCGCAACUCCUGUAAGGACUCGGAGAGGCUUAUGUCGCGAGUCAUGCGUCCUCCUUAACACCCCAACCAAGCCGCACUGCUUCUUGACACAAUGCCCUCUUAACCCGGAAGCCAGCCACACCAAUGUGUCGGAGGAAACACUGUACACCUGGCAACCUUGUCAGCCUGCAUGUGCCUGGCCCGCCACAGGAGUUGCUAGAGCACGAUGGGACAAGGACAUCCCUGCCGGCCAAACCCUCCCUUAACCAGGACAACGCUGGGCCAAUUGUGUGCUGCCCCAUGGGUCUCACAGUCGUGGCCGGCUGACUCAACCCAGUAUCUCUAGUGGCACAGCUAGCAACUGCGAUGCAGUACCUUAGGCCACAGCGGCACCCGCUGCCACUACUGAACUUGAAGAAACUUUCAAUGUUCUUGAAAUGUUCCCGGAUUGACUGACCUUUAUGUCUUAAAGUAAUGAUGGAUUGUCGUUUCUCCUUGCUUAUUUGAGCUGUUCACUGCAAAGGGUGGCUACUUUGAAGUAUCUCAAAUAUAAAAUAUAUUUUGAUUUGUGUUUCCCUUUUUUGGUUACUACAUGAUUCCAUGUGUUAUUUCAUAGUUUUGAUGUCUUUGCCAUUCUACAAUGUAGAAAAUAGCAAAACUUCAGAAAAACCAUUCCACGAGUAGGCGUGUCCAAACUUUUGACUCGUACGGUAUGUUUUUGGAUGUCGAGUACGUUAGACCGUGCCCAUUUCAAGCUUUUAAAGAGCGGUCAAAAGUCUUCACUUGUUCUUAUUUAUUUGAAAGGUGGAGAGUAUGCACACUAUGAAUGUAUCAAUCCUGCCUAAUUUCAGAUGUUUCUUUGUGAUGAUAAGAGCGUCUGCUAAAUGACUUAAAUGUAAAAAUGAUAAAUUAUUGGUAUGUGAUUUUAAUUUGUACCCUCAACGGUUAAUGACUGCACUUGGCUCCUAUUCCUAGCCCUAUGCCUCGUGAUUAGGUCAACAGAAGAUUCUUUUUUUUUUACCUCUGAACACCAUGUUUUCUUUUGUGACCAACUUAUUUAGUUUUGUCAUUUUUCUUUUUCAGAGGGGGGUUACAAGCACUAAAACAAUCAAAUAAAAGAAUAUGAAGCUGACCCAUCCCCCUCCACCCGCCCACAUCCUCCCUACCCACUCGGAAACUGGGUUUUAAGUUCAAUAUAUUUUGGGGCCUGUAAAAAAAUAUAUAUAAUCUUAACACCAAACAUUGUAUUAUUGGACUAUGAUGUUUUCAAUCAGUUCAGAAACGUGUACAAGACAAAUCGCAUCUUUUUUAGAUAUAUAUUUCCCCUGAUAUGUCAAAAGUAGCUGGGAUACUUUUACAAUCCAUUGGCCAAAAAGGUGUUGUUUGCCUUGUCUGUCACCACUUUAGUGUUUUUAUUUAGUUAAAAAGUAUUACUAUUCCUCCAUGUAUUUAUUUUUUUCUGGUUUAGUUUGUCUUUAAUAAAUUCCAAUCAUUACCAUGUG